Messenger RNA from Bufo gargarizans (Asiatic toad), 693 nucleotides. RefSeq names its product gastrula zinc finger protein XlCGF71.1-like. The transcript has 3 exons. Bases 1 to 693 code for a protein of 230 amino acids. Lineage: Eukaryota; Metazoa; Chordata; Amphibia; Anura; Bufonidae. The record is from RefSeq and is a predicted model, not a curated record.
AUGUCGACAAGAUCUGAAUAUAGUAAACUUUUUGAAAAGAGAUCUAAGAAAAUUCACCGAGGUGAAAGGUUGUUUAAAUGUCCAGAAUCAGUAGUGAGACACCAGAGAAUUCACACAGGAGAGAAGCCAUAUUCUUGUCUAGAAUGUGAAAAGUGUUUUAGUCUGAAAUCACUUCUUGUUGGACAUCAGAGAAUUCACACAGGAGAGAAGCCUUAUUCAUGUCCUGAAUGUGAGAAGAGUUUUAGUCUAAAAGCAUAUCUUGUAGAUCAUCAGAAAAUUCACACAGGAGAGAAACCAUUUUCAUGCCUAGAAUGUGAUAAGUGUUUUCGUCAGAAAUCCCAUCUUUCUCAACAUCGGAAAAUUCACACAGGAGAUAAUCUGUUUUCAUGUCCUGAAUGUGAGAAGUGUUUUUUUGAUAAAUCAGGUAUUUUUAAACAUCAGAGAUCUCACACAGGAGAGAAGCCAUUUUCAUGCUCAGAAUGUGAUAAGUGUUUUAGUCAGAAAUCACAUCUUGAUGAACAUCAGAAAAUUCACACAGGAGAAAAGCCAUUUUCAUGCUCAGAAUCUGUUGACAAUAUAAGACUGAUUGAGUCCUCUCAAGAAACUGAACAUAAAGGAAAUUAUCAAGAGGAAAGAGGAGAAAAGAAGAUAUCCAUCCCAGAAGAAAAAGCUGUAGAAAUCUGCAAGAAAUGA